Salvelinus namaycush (lake trout) is the source of this 3948-nucleotide messenger RNA. Its product is annotated as B-cell receptor CD22-like. The record is from RefSeq and is a predicted model, not a curated record. Bases 109 to 1428 code for a protein of 439 amino acids. The transcript is spliced from 8 exons. NCBI's taxonomy places the organism in Eukaryota, Metazoa, Chordata, Actinopteri, Salmoniformes, Salmonidae.
UCAGAUAACACACAGCAGAGCAGUUUGUACUACGUUCUUGGAUCAAAGAUUGUAUUGAUUAUAUAUUUUCUGGAAUACAACUCUCUUUCCUACAGGGCUAAAGCCGCUAUGCACUGUCAAUACAUUCUACAGUUAUCUCUGUUAACUCUACUCUCCCUGCCAGGCACACACUUUUCAGGCACACAGACCUGGUCUGUUUGGUACCAUGACAGGGACAGGACUACCGUUAUCUGUGCAUCAAAAGGCUCAUCAGUGGUAUUUGCCUGUACGUACAGCUACCCAGAUACGAUGGAAGUUAGAAGAAAGAUAUGGUUCACUCCGAGAGGCAAAACAAAACAAGACGGCUCACAGCAAGGAGAUGGAGUGUUUAACACAUCUGGACUGACUAAUAAAACAAGAUACAGUGGAAGAACAGAGUUUUAUGACCAAGGCAAUAACUGCACACUGAAACUCAACAAUGUGACUGAAGAUGACAGUGGCAGAUUCUUCUUCAGAUUUGAGGCAAAUAAACAUAAGCAGGCCCCUCAGGGAUAUACAGGACCAUUGGGUGUGGCCCUGACAAUAUCAGUCUUAUCCCUAAAGUUAAAUGAAAAUGGCCCCGUUAAGGAGAGAGACCACGUCACCUUGGCCUGCACCUCCACCUGUAACCUUCCUCAAAUGGAGUUCCUCUGGUUUAAAGAUGGCUGCCCACUUCCUGGUGUCUCUGGUGUCCUCGGUGGGCAGUAUCCCCUAGGUCCACUUUCCUCUAAUGACACUGGGUGCUACUCCUGUGGUCUGGGGCAAGGCAUGUCUACACCAAUACUGCUGGAUGUGAGAUAUGCUCCAAGGAACGUUUCUGUUCAGGUCAGCCCGAGCCCCGAGGUAGUGAAAGGCAGUCGUCUGACUCUGACCUGCAACAAUAACGCCAACCCUGCAGCAGAGACCUACACCUGGUUUCAGAGGACAGGAACGCUAACUUCACUAAGAUUAGGGAUGGGGAAAGAACACACCUUCAAAGAAAUAGAUUCUGAUGACAGUGGACUGUACUUCUGUAUGGCCCAGAAUGCCCUCGGAUCACAGAACUCUACAGAACUGGAGUUGAAAGUUAAAGAAUCAGCCCAUUUAAUGGUGUUCCUGGCAGCAUUUGGGGCUCUCUUCCUUGUCACAGCAGUGAUUGUGGUGCUCUACAUUUACAUAAAAAGACGGAAGUGGAACAGGGCCGAGAAGAAGCUUCCAACCAAACCAGUCCCCCAGUUACAGAAAGCAACCUUUUCUAGACCAGAGGACAUCUAUGAAAACAUGAGACGGUCAGCCAAGCCGAUCACUGAUCCUGAUGUCAUGAAUUACACAGAGCUCAAUAUCAGGCCUGCUCCUUCACACAGGAGGCAGCUGAAUAACAAGGCAGAGGAUGAUGAUGCAGUUGUCUACAGCCAACUACAAACACAGUGAGGUGGUCAGAGAACUUUGAUAUCUAGACCUCAAGGCCUACAGUAUGGUAAACUCAAGAAAAGUGAAUGAAAAAAAGCAUGUUAAGUGACAUUUUUUAAUUAGCAAAAUACAUAGCUGUUAUACUGUAUGUGUAUGUACAAACAAUGUACAGUGUACAAUAUACAAAAUAAACAGUAAAAAAGUGGAUAAUUAUACAAAUACAAACAUAAAAUGAUUACAUGAGCACACAGGGUAUGCCAUUUAACAACAGAUUAUUAAAAAAUAAGCAUAUCAUAUUGCUCUGUAAUAUAUAAGAGCUAUGUAUAUUUCUCAUGAUUUCAACACCUGAAGAGAUGUAAUUUUGGCAGGUCGUUAUUUGUUAAUGUUAUUAUGCUAGAUUCUGUAUACUGUUAAUAUGUUAGGAUAAACAUUCCUUAUUAAAUAAUGAUAUGUCACUUACAGAUUGUUUGCAGAUUAAAGUGAAUAUAAACUUCAAUAAAUAAUGAGUUAUGAUUAAAUUAAUGAACUACGAAGGUCUCCCUGACAAAUUACAGCAGCCUUAAUGUACUGAAAUAUAACAAGAAUGUACUGAAAUAUAAAAGCAAGGAAAUGUAACACUUGAGAUUGAGAUUACACAGUGCUGGAUGAAAUUACCACCAUCUGUUGAUGUUAGACAUUACAGUUCACAGAUAACUUUCCGAAUCCUUAUUCUUUCUCAACUUGGACUGUCCUGGGAACUCUCCAAAAACAUUUAACUAAGACCCCCAACUCACAAUACUUCCUCCUUUCUACUUUGGCAUUUACAGGUUCCAUUCUUCAGAUACUAGGAUGUCACUUCCUGUUCAGUAACUCAGGCCUCUGUGGCAGGAUCUCCAAUGGGGGACAUUUUCCUGAUAAGAAAUCAUAGGUCAGGUUAGAAAUAAAACACAACUCAAUACAACUAGCCAUGGAAAUAUUUAAUGAGUCAUUAGCUCAGUAACUAAAUAUUCACAUGCAAAUAAGGGAAAAUAAGACUAAUAAGCCUAUUCAUUCUGAGAGGGUAUUCCCGUGUUCGUCAGCUCAAGUCAUGAAAGACUCUAGCAGUGGCAAGUGGGUGGUGGCUACCUAACAAUUAAAAUGGGUAUCAAAAAAUGGCUAAGGGUGUCACUUUGCACAUGGGUAUAUUAGUUAUAAUUUAAUUAGUCAGUGAUCAAACACACUUGCUGACUUGUAAGUGUGGAGGUGCCUCUUUUUGCCAUUUUUUAUGGAUCACAGCCUGUUUAGGGUGAGGGUGGGCUGUGUCCACUCCUCUGACAUUGUCAUUGGCCACCUACUCGAAUUUGGUGAGGGGUGCUUUGUCGCACGUGACCUCCGCCUGCAACCCAUUAUUUGCUCCAUUUUGUGUCUGCAGUUUUGGGAUGCUAUCCCUCGGUAUGCCAAGCCUAUUCAACUUCAAGUCUCUGCAUUGAAGGACACACAUAAACUGAGACUCAGGAGGGUUCAUAUAGAGAAACACACAACCACACUACAACCCUCUGAAUAUGUUACAUUGAGGAACAGGCAGACAGUAGCCUAGAGAAUAGCGUUACCCAUUACAGGUGCCGUCACCCUCCUCCACAGUCUUCUUCCCAGGGACCUUCUGCCCAAACAGCUUGACAGCCAGGAACAUCAGCAUGCCGCAGCGGUUGAUAUAGCAACAGGUGGCGUCCACAGCAAUCAGUAGCACCAAAAAGAGGAGCAUGACAAUGCCUGCCACAGCCCCUUUCCCCAUCCCACCCUUGUUCAUCUUGGCUACGGAAGGGGAAGGAGGGAGGGGAUGAAAGGGAGGGAGAGAAGGAGAGAGAGACAGAGAGAGGGAGAGAUAAUCAUAUUUAAACUCAGUAAAACAAUUUAUCCUGCUCUGGCUGCUCUGUUCUGUAACUGUUUUAUUUCAGAGAUAUUUUCCUCUCUAUUGGGCAAUGGUCUGUUUUCCAGAAUGUGACUGUGGUAAAGCUGUGAAACAGCUCAUAAGGAAUGACAUCAUCAAAUAAUGAACUAAAUGCUGGCACCUGUGCCUGUUUACCAGCUCUGCCCGGGACUCUGGAAAAACUAUUAUAAGGUGAGAGUGCAGAAAGGGUGCACACGCUCAGACCCCACGGGAGCGUCUCGUCAGCUAGACAAGAUAAAUGUUUUUAAAUGUUUUAAAUGUUUAGUGUAAAUGUGGUAAAUAUGUUUAGUUGUUAGGAGUAACUUUUUAAAUUACAGUGUGGGUUAUGAAGGGAGGACAGAACAGUUAUUGUAGCUUAAGAGGGCUGGGUCCUAUAUGUGCCUUCAUCACUAUCAUGUGGGUCUUUUGACUGUUUGUAUUGGUUCAAGCACCUGUCUGCAGUGAAGUCGCAUGCUUUAAGAGUAUUUGAUAUCCAGUUUGCCGUGUAACUGCAUGUUCCCACCUUUGUGUGCAGUGUCACCUCCUAGUGUGUAAUUAAGCUCAUAGCCUAUGUGUGCCUUACACCACAGUCUUCUUCUUACUCAGGCUCAGUUGCAUAGACCGCAGAAAUAUAGUAGGGCGUCUCUGAGGUAAUC